AUGUCCUGCUUCCUCUUCAGGCUGGGAAGCUCGGCAAGAGUAUCUCCUCAUCGGGCUAACAGGCUGUUUCAGAGCAUCCCACGAGACCUUCAUUCUUCCUCGAGGCUCUUUGAGAAUCCACAACCAUUAUUCCAAGCUGCAGCCUCACGAAUAUUCAGUCCUGAUCGUCUAUCUCUUCUCAGACUCUCAAGUUCCACCCGACCCGUAUUCCACAAAAUCCGGUCGAGUUGGGCUUCCAGAGGGACCCAGCAAGUGGGUAGAACGCGGCCGCCAUCGGGGCGUACAGGCAAGAAUUGGAAUGCAGGCGGUUCGGGAGGACGUGGAGGAUUAUUCAAGUUUCUUGACCAAAUACCUGAGGAUUUUCUAUUUUGGGGGAUUCUAGCUACUAACGGAGUGGUGUUUUUGAUGUGGUUGGGGGCGUCGAGGACGCAGAUGUAUUCCAAUGAUUCAAGCGAUCUAAAGUUUAUGGUGAACAAUUUUAUGUGCAGUUGGAGCAACCUUUAUGCGGGAAGGAUAUGGACGAUGAUUACGAACAUGUUCUCGCACAAGGAUUUGAGUCACAUACUCUUCAAUUGUUUCACGUUUUACUUCUUGGGGCAGCCUGUGAUUCGACUCCUCGGGACUAAGAGAUUCCUGGGAUUGUGGUUUGGAUCUGGGCUGAUGACCAACUCUUCCAGCCUGUUCUGGAACCCAAAAGCGGCCAAUGUCCAUUCACAUGGUUCGAGUGGUUGCAUCAAUGGUAUCAUGGCGUUCCUCGCCUGCACGGCCCCUACCAUGAAGUUUCUUAUUUGGGGGAUAGUACCAGUGCCAGCGUGGCUACUGGUGUCUGGCUUGUUCGCGUACGACCUCUAUGGAACGGUUAAUCACUCAAGGUCAGGUGUAGACACGGCAGGGCACGUUGGAGGAACUAUCGGAGGUGUUGCUUAUUAUCUGGGAAUGGUGUUCAGGAUUAUUCGGUGA
This is a messenger RNA of Marasmius oreades (fairy-ring Marasmius), 960 nucleotides long. RefSeq lists its product as uncharacterized. The record is from RefSeq and is a predicted model, not a curated record. The transcript is spliced from 5 exons. Gene Ontology annotation, molecular function: serine-type endopeptidase activity. Bases 1 to 960 code for a protein of 319 amino acids. NCBI's taxonomy places the organism in Eukaryota, Fungi, Basidiomycota, Agaricomycetes, Agaricales, Marasmiaceae. Gene Ontology annotation, cellular component: membrane.